AACUAGUGAUCUAUCUUAGUUUAAUAAUCAGAUCUGAUUUGUCAGCAAGUAGAAAUUGCUGAGCGAAGGUUGCUGCUUUACAAAGACUUGUGUUUACUCAGAGUCACAAGUCAGGCAUCAAUAGGUCAAACAAUAACCUGUAUACUGUGUAGAUUACUACUAAGUAUUAAGUACCAGGAUGCAGCAGCACUUCGUGAUCUGUUUUCCACCGCUGAUGUCAUCUUGCAUCUACCGAAUGACAUCAUGAAAAGGGAAUCCGGGGAAGUCAAGCAAGCCAAAAAGAGGAUCGAACCAUGAAAUCCGCCCGAUCGAUUUCCACUGCUGAUUCUGCUCGUUAGUCACGGAUCAGGAAAUAGGUAAGCACGUCAACUGACUUGGGUCAUAAGGAAAUGGGAGUAUAAUUGUUACUAUCACUUGUUGUUCUUUUCUACUCACUUGCCUGUAAAUUGAUUCCAAUGCAAUCAACAUCCGCAGAGCUAUAAGCAUCGAACUGUGCCAAGUCUCAAUGAGCACAAACCCCCUUCUUUGCUGUCAUGAUUCAGCUUGGUUUUUUCUUCAUGUCUUCAUUCUCAACAUUCCCCCCAAUCGACUCGUUCUCUUCCCGGCGUUGGCGGGAUCUGUCUGGUUUCUAACUCUGGCGUCCCUACUGUCAAUAUGGCUCGCCCAUGGUAUGCCUCAAUACCCGGGACAGAGUAACCAGCAUGUUGCCUUCAUCUCCGACAUAGCGUCUUUCGAGCUGAAGCCACUUUUUCUCGUUGGCGCUUCUGUUACAGCCGUGGGUUUCGUGACCACCGUUGCUGCGGUUCAUGUGGUGCGCUAUGAGCCGGGGUUCGCCUUGGUAAAAUGUCCUGUAACCGACAACCGUAAUGACAAUGGCGACCAUGAUCUUCCUGGGCAUAGCAGUUCGUAUCUUAGUGACUGUGGCUAUCAGGAUUCCGACAGCGAGGAGGAAGAGGACCAUGAAACUACGAGAACCUUAAAGCUUAUCUCGCUGCUAGCCAUCUUCGCGGCCGGCGUGGCUAGUAUCGCCCUGAUUUUACUGGCGGUCAUGGAUACCUUUCGGUAUAAGAGCGCACAUCACCUCUUCCUCCAGGUCUGUUUCGCCGGUCUGGCGAUACAAUCUGCCUCUACGGCCAUCGUAUAUUCGAACGAGGUACUCGGAUUUGUGUCUGCCUCCCUCUCAACAGCCUUGAUCCUUACAGAAGUCUUCCUCGGAGUGGCCUUUAUCUCUCUGACUGUACCGGAGGAAAGCGCAAGCUAUCGAAAGGCAGGGAUCCUUGAAUGGAUUAUUGCCUUCCUAGGGACUAUCUAUCUUUGGUUAUUUUGUGGGUUCCUCGACCGAACCAAUUUCGACGGCUACGUCCCAAGCGUGCUUUACGGUUCCCCUGUACAAAGAAAAGACAUCCUACCACCCGACAGUUUACGGGGUCAGAUACAGAAUCGGGACCCUGAGCGCACCCGCCUAAUUCAGGGACCUACAGGUGGGAAAUAUACGUGAACUUAGGUCUCCUGCUUCCCCAUAUUUGAACAGCAUUCUUCAGAAAGACAUACCUGGGCACAUAAUGACCUACAUGAAUUUCUAGACAAUUCUAACUUUCUAACUACGAGAGGAACUUGGCUAUUUCGAGACAUUGGAUUUGGGGGAAAGAAACAUAACUAACAUACACCUGGAAAAAAAAGUAA
This is a messenger RNA of Aspergillus pseudonomiae, 1683 nucleotides long. RefSeq names its product Frag1/DRAM/Sfk1 family-domain-containing protein. Bases 506 to 1498 code for a protein of 330 amino acids. The transcript is spliced from 4 exons. Lineage: Eukaryota; Fungi; Ascomycota; Eurotiomycetes; Eurotiales; Aspergillaceae. The record is from RefSeq and is a predicted model, not a curated record.